Messenger RNA from Penicillium cataractarum, 1326 nucleotides. Its product is annotated as CFEM domain-containing protein. The transcript is spliced from 7 exons. The record is from RefSeq and is a predicted model, not a curated record. Bases 1 to 1326 code for a protein of 441 amino acids. Lineage: Eukaryota; Fungi; Ascomycota; Eurotiomycetes; Eurotiales; Aspergillaceae.
AUGAAUCGCACUAUCCUGUCACUUCUCCUCCUCUGGCUAUGCGUGCGACCGGCUAUUGCGUCUGGGAUUGUCGGUGUUUCAGGCUCUGACAGCUUACCACAAUGUGUUGUCGAAUGUGUAUCACAGAGUCUCCUACUCGAUGAUUGCGACCUAUCGGAUAUCAAGUGUCGGUGCACGAACAAGAAUAUCAACACUCACAUUUCCCUUUGCUUAUUGGCAAAAUGCGACAUCGCAGAGACCAUCGUGGCGGCGCGAUCUUGGGCCCAAGAAUGUGACCAGCCUCAUGAUAAUCACCACGAUUCUAUGAGGGCCGCGAUAGUGGCGAGUGGAGUUGCUGGUCUUCUCAUCGUCAUCCUUCGCAUAUUCUCAAGGGCAUAUACAUUGCGCAGAUUCUGGUGGGAUGAUUGGAGUCAUAUCAUUGCUGGGGUGCUCAUGAUACCACUCCUUGUUUUCAGUAACCUUUGUGUGAAUGAAGGAAUGGGAUACCAUCUAUACGACAUCAAUUUCUCGUCCGUAUCUCAAGCCAGACAUCUGGCUAUCUGGUAUUAUCUCUCACAGAUUUUCUGGCUGGUCGUCAUCUAUUUCAUUAAAAUAUCGAUCCUUUUCCUUUACCUACGCAUAUUCCCCGAGAUUCCACUCUUUCGAAAUUGUGUGAUAGCGACAAUGGUGUUCACGACGGUAGCUGUUAUUAUUCUUGUUCCAAUGGAUAUAUGGCAAUGCGUACCGGUACAUGCAAUAUGGGACUUGAAACGGGAGGAUGCGAGGUGCCUCAGUAUCGCAGGAGUGGCUUAUGCAAGUGCAGGGGUGAACAUUGCUACGGAAAUUGCAGUUUUCGUUCUGCCUCUGCCAUUGCUCCGGACACUUCGCGCUACUAUAGCGCAAAAGGUUGGGCUGUAUGCUCUUUUUGGCUGUGGUAUUCUGGUUAUUGGCAUUGCAUCCGCCCGAGUGCCAACCUUAAGGAACGUCGAGGCCAUUCGUGAUCCGACUUAUCUGAAUGCUGGCGUGUUUUACUGGACCUGCGCGGAAACCGCUGUGGCACAUUUAUGUGCAGCCGCGCCGGCUAUUCGACCGUUAUAUGUGAAAUUACGCGAUAUGGUCAGACGGAGGAGGAAAAGAACAUCAGAUUCGUCCGAGUCUGAUGUUUUCAGCGGCAACUCUGUUUCGAACGCCCGCAAUCGGUCCAUCCCUGGCUUGAGUUGUCAGCAAGUGACAUCUCGUAUUGCGGGAGGACUUGAUGAUAGACAUAAUGAUGAGAUGGUUAACUUGCAUGACCGUUCGCUUUCCUUGGAAAAGUCAGAUAGCAGGCGGCUUGAGGUCACUGUCUGA